This is a messenger RNA of Ciona intestinalis (vase tunicate), 2182 nucleotides long. NCBI's taxonomy places the organism in Eukaryota, Metazoa, Chordata, Ascidiacea, Phlebobranchia, Cionidae. The record is from RefSeq and is a predicted model, not a curated record.
UCCAUCUCCAACAUGCAUUCUUUACCGUUAAUACCAACGAUCAGCUCUAGUUUCGUAUUGGAACCUAUUUGCUGCUUUAUUGGCCGUAACACCCUGACGUUGUCAACAGAGGCCUGCUUCGUUCUGCAAACAGCUUCCACGUGUCCCACAUUUUUGCAAUAAUUGCACUUGGCCGUUUUAUAAUGGCAAGCAGGGGCAAGAUGAUCGGCUUUCCCGCAUCGAUAGCAACGAAUUUUCUUUUUAUAGGCUUGCUUCGUAGCGGGUGAGACGACAGAAGUUUUCUUUGCUUCUCGAACCUUGUGUACAGGUGCCCGCGUUCCAUAAACGGUCUUCUUUGCAACCUUUGCAGCUUCUUCAGUUUGCGUGGCAAUUUCAACAGCACGCGUAAAUGUCAGCUCAUCAGCGUUAACUUUAAAAAUUGCCUUCAGUACCGCUUCGUUGGAUAUGGAGCAAAUAAACCUCGUUCGCAAUGCCUCGUCCAGCGGGUUUUGUAUCGAAGGAAAAUCACACGUGCCCGCGUCCUGGCGAAUGCGUGUAGCCAAUUCUUGCACCGUUUCCCCAGGUUUUCAUUGCAUGUUGCUCCAAAACUUGAAACGUUCCCGAAUUACAAAUCGCUUCGGGUCGAACUGUUGCUUCAUAAAGGUUUCAAUAUCUUUAAUUAAAAGGUCGUUGACGGUUUUUACUGGAGCGCUUUGUCCCGCCACAAAAAGCUUGUAGGUAGUGGUCGUUUGGUUGGUAAAAAAAACUUGAGCCACCCUCGUUUCUGGUACAGCAUGUGCCCGUGUGAACGUAGUAAACCUCGACCAGUAGUCGUGGGCUCCGAUGUAGAGUCAAACGAUGUAAAACUUGGUAUGACAAUGGAAGACGUUGCCGUUUCACCAGAACAAGCGUUCUCAACCAAGGUAAGAAUCAUCUUCAUUUGUUGUUCAUGCCGCCUUUGCUGUUCUUUUUGCUGUUCAUCGUGACGCUCCUGCUGCUGUUUCAACUGUUCUUGAAUCAGUUUCGCAACUUUUUCCAUCUUAUGUUAAUUUGGAAUCUUCAAGACCGAACUGCGUUUUCCUCGUUCAGUUGGUUGAGAUUCCGUCCUCGUCGCCAAUAACUCUGUUGUGUUCUUGGGUUUGUAUUAAGACGCCAAAUUGUAGAAUGAAAACUAAGGCGAGCACACACGUAUAUAAAGGGCACUAAAUUGCGACAUAGCGACACUGAUUACAUAACUACACAAUUAAUAAUGAAACACGACACAAUUAAUAAUGAAGCACGCUGACUGCGGCACAUUGCGCAAGUCACGUGGCUAAGGCAUGCCAGUGCCUCUCUGUCGCGGGUGUGCUCGGAGGCGUGUCCAUAAAGCCCAAUGCACACUGCCGUCGUUAUCGCGUCGUUAAUGCCUUCCGAUCCGACGCCGACACGCCCUUACGUAUGCUAAUGCACACCGCGUCAGAGCAUACGUGGAGAAGUGAAAUUUCGAGACUUGGCACGACGGGCCGAUCGAGUAGAAUUCAAUCCUACUCGAUCGGUGUCGUAUCGCACGUCGUAAUAAAAUAAAUUUAGCUAAAUGCCACACGUGUUUAUCAGAAGUGCAUCAGAGGUAGUAUUUUAUUCUAGAUUUAUUUAUUUUAUACUGCGAGGCAAAAAUGACAUUAUAUAAUUCGUGGAAGUGUAAAAUUGAGCGUGAGCAGCUGUUCUUAGUACAACAAGAAAUGACAGUGAUAUCACUCAUGCUGCAACAAACAAACAAAAGAAGUGUUUGGGUUGAUGAGAUGUUUAAAGAAAGAGACACUAAAUCGGAAUUCAUACUUGUUGAUGAAUUGCUGAGCAGAAGUGAUGAGGAAAAAUUCCGGCAGUAUGCCAGAAUGACUCCAGACCAGUUCUUUUAUUUAUUGCAACAAUUAACUCCAGUGAUCCAAAAACAACACACAAAUUUCCGAAAGCCCAUUAGUCCAAAGCAGAGAUUAAUCUUAACCCUGAGAUUUUUGGCAACUGGAUCUUCACAAAAACAACUUUCUUAAUCAUUUCGAGUGGGACAUACAACUGUUGGAUUGAUUUUAAAGGAAACAUGUUCUGCUAUUUGGAAUGUGCUUGGACCAAAGUAUGUUAAACCACCAACUUCAGAAGAUUGGAUAAAGAUUGCUGAGGACUUUGAACAAAUAUGGAACUUUCCCAACUGUCUCGGUGCUUUGGAUGG